AGUUCAUUGGCUGCGGAACUUAAGACCAGAGGGGCGCUUGGCCCUUACAGGCUGGCACUAGCACCCCAGCCCCCUUCUGGUAAGGAAGGAGCACACGUCCGCGUUCUGAGAACAGGAGAUUGAAUUAGCUCUCAAGAAUGGGAAGAACCUACAUUGUAGAGGAGACUGUUGGCCAGUAUCUUUCAAACAUCAAUCUCCAAGGAAAGGAUUUUAUCUCUGGCCUUUUAAUAGGACAGUGUUCUUCACAAAAGGAUUAUGUAAUUCUUGCCACUAGAACACCGCCCAAAGAGGAACAAAAUGAGAACCUCAAGCAUCUGAAAGCUAAGUUGAAUAAUGUGGAUGAAGAAUGGGCCACAGAACAUGCCAGCCAGGUAUCCAGAAUGCUACCUGGGGGACUUUUAGUUCUUGGAGUAUUUAUUAUUACAACUUUAGAACUGGCAAAUGAUUUUCAAAAUUCUCUGCGCAGAUUAAUAUUUGCUGUGGAAAAAUCUUUGAAUAGAAAAAGACUCUGGAAUUUCACAGAGGAGGAGGUCUCAGAACGAGUGGUACUUCACAUUUGCUCUUCUACAAAAAAACUAUCUUGUCGAACUUAUGAUGUCCAUGAUCCAAAGAGUUCACCAAGACCAGCAGAUUGGAAGUAUCAAAAUGGACUGUCUACCUCAUGGCUUUCUUUAGAGUGUACUGUUCAUAUUAAUAUUCACAUCCCACUUUCUACAACCUCUGUCACCUAUACUCUGGAGAAAAAUACGAAGAAUGGACUUGCACGCUGGGCCAAGCAAGUAGAAAACGGUGUUUAUUUGAUUAAUGGACAAGUUAAAGAUGGAGAUUGUGAUCUAUUAGAAGGACAGAAAAAGUCUUCUAGAGGAAAUACUCAAGGAACCAGUCAUUCUUUUGAUGUCCGACUGCUAACACAGUUGCUCCUGAAUUCAGACCACAGAUCCACAGCCACAGUCCAGACCUGCAGUGGUUCUGUGAACCUCAAGGGUGCUGUAAAAUGCAGAGCUUACAUUCACAGCAGCAGGCCCAAGGUCAAGGAUGCUCUGCAGGCAAUGAAGAGAGAUAUAUUAAACACAGUUGCUGAUCGUUGUGAAAUACUAUUUGAGGAUCUACUUUUGAAUGAAAUUCCAGAAAAAAAAGAUUCUGAAAAGGAGUUCCACAUACUCCCUCACCGAGUUUUUGUCCCCAUUCCUGGAUCUGCUGUAAAGUUGUGUGAUUAUAAAUUUGGUGAUGAAUCAGCUGAAGAAAUCAGAGACCAUUUUAUGGAGAUGUUAGAUCAUGUGAUUCAAAUAGAAGAUUUGGAAAUUGUAGAGGAAAUAAACACAGCUUGUAUGAGUUCCUCUGUGAACAGUGAAGCUUCAUUGGACAGCACAGGUGAUGAACAACCACAGCAACCAAUUAAAACUCCAAUAGUUCUGAAAAUUCAGCAAAACAUAGGUGUGAUUGCAGCAUUUGCAGUUGCAGUCCUUGCUGCAGGUAUCUCCUUCCACUACUUCAGUGAUUAGGAUGAGGCACAAAGAUCUUCCUGAUCAUCCAGAGAACAGUGAUCAAUACCUGUGAAUAACAAAGAUGUAAGCAAUCAUCUGCAUUUAAGAUAGUAGCAGCCAUAACUGCUGCCAUAUGCGUGUUUAGUUGUUUCUAACUAACAUGAAAUCACCAGCUGCCUUGUUUAGCUCUGAUUAUAUUGUAGGUGACCAGGUUUCCAAAAAUAAAGUUUGCAUCUAGAUGGAAGUUGCAUGUAACAAAUCAUUAUUAUCUAUUUUUUCUAAGUCUUUAAAAGUGGGCUAUUACAGAUUUUGAUCCAUCAAUGUGGAUCACACAUUGAUCAGGACAUUAAAAACUUGAACAGCCAGUGUUGACUGCAGCAUCACAGCAGCAGACCAUUCGGAGAAGUUUCUGCCAAGUGGGGCAGUUCAUCCUCUGGGACAUCUCUGCUGCAUACUCGCUUUCAUCGUAGACUGUGUGAUCUGUUCUGAUCAAGGGCCAAGAAACCUUCCUGGAGAGGUUUGAACCAAUAAAGAAUGACAAACCAUGUGCUUUCUCAGGUUAAUGUAUCAUACUGUUUUAAUAUAUUAAAUACAACUUUUGCUUCCAGCACUGUGUUAAAGUAGAUACUGCAAAACAACUAGAUCCUGAAUAAAAUCUAUUUUUGAGUAGACUCAAAGGAAUUAGGAGAAAUCAUCAAGAACCAUACCUCUUUCUUUUUUCCCUCACAAAAAUAAAUACAUUUUAAGUUGGGAAUCAUGAACCCUAUUUUAAGCAUACACAUGGACUGUGAUUUUAUGGA
This is a messenger RNA of Castor canadensis (American beaver), 2284 nucleotides long. RefSeq names its product odr-4 GPCR localization factor homolog (gene Odr4). The record is from RefSeq and is a predicted model, not a curated record. Gene Ontology annotation, cellular component: endomembrane system. Lineage: Eukaryota; Metazoa; Chordata; Mammalia; Rodentia; Castoridae. Gene Ontology annotation, biological process: intracellular protein localization.